CCCCAAACCGGACACCAUGAAGAUCCCAAUUCUUCCCGUCGUGGCUCUCCUCUCUCUUCUGGCGUUGCAUGAGGCCCAGGGAGCUGCCCUGGGUUAUCCCACGGUAUACCCGGAAGAUAGCACCUACAGUAAUUACCCUACCGAAACAGAGGGCGUUACCAAUGAGUUCCUGAACUUUAAGAAGCUACAGUCUGCCUUUCAGUCAGAAAACUUCCUGAACUGGCACGUCAUCACUGAUCUGUUCAAAAAUGCGUUUCCUUUCAUUAACUGGGAAUUCUUCCCUAAGGUGAAGGGACUGAGAAGCGCGGCUCCGGAUUCCCAGUGACCAUUCUCUUUAAGACCUAGGACCUAGGCUGACCCCAUGCUAGAAGAGGAAGCAAGCGUGGAACCUGAGGCCCAUCCUGCGACACACCUCCCCUGCCUCAGUCCCUCCAAUAAAGUGUUUUCCACUCAAGUGG
Messenger RNA from Mus pahari (shrew mouse), 458 nucleotides. It is a transcript of the gene Krtdap, whose product is annotated as keratinocyte differentiation associated protein. NCBI's taxonomy places the organism in Eukaryota, Metazoa, Chordata, Mammalia, Rodentia, Muridae. The transcript is spliced from 6 exons. The coding region runs from base 17 to 325 and encodes 102 amino acids. Gene Ontology annotation, cellular component: extracellular region. The record is from RefSeq and is a predicted model, not a curated record.